ACUUCACCAGAUGGAGGUAUGGACGGCCUGGAUAACACUGCUUUUCAAGAAGAGAAUGGAACAACAGUUGUGCUUAAUGCUGGACAACAUUCUAGUCCCAGCUCCGGAAGGUCAUCGGUCAGUAAUGGAACUGAAACAACAACACCUCCAGGGGGAGCUAAAUUAGAAGAGACUCCUGUUUUCCGGGACGAACACCGACAGAGGGCAGUGGUGUCAUUUGACGAAGAAUUUGCAUCUCCUUCAGACGUAGAAGAGCAAGCAGGAAUGGUUAAUUUUGCAUUCGAGUCUGAGGAGGUAAGGGAUUCAGAUAAGAGCACUGUUGACUCAGACGAAACGGAAGUGGCUGACAAAGCAUCAAUUGUUGACUCAGACGAAACUGAAGUGGCUGACCAAGCAUCAAUUGGACAUGAGGAUAACCGUUGUUCUCCAGAGGACCAUGAAUUAGAUAAUAAAUACCUCGCAAAUGGAAAUGGCCAAGUUCUGAAUCAAAAUGGACACACUGAAAUCGCCAUUCCAGAUGAUGCCCUUAUAAAUUUUAACACGGGGCGCGUGCGGGCCAAGAGGAAACCCAAAUCUCGGGAAUCUCCUACGGAGGAGAAAAUUCCCCUGGAGUACAUUGAAAAGGAUUUAUCUCCUUUUACAGAUUACAAUGACAAGGCCCAAGAAGCUCAAGAUAACGUUAAAGAAACGAAUUUACAUAAUGAAGACCAGAAAGACGAAGGAAUUCCUGUAAACAGCCCAGUUACUAGCGAAAAACAAACAAACGGAACUGGAAAAUCCUUCGAGGAGUACUUCAUCCCAACUAAUACCCAUAAGAAAUUUCUCAGAGGUGAAAAGCUGUACCUCGCCCAAAACACAAGAAAGUCAAAGCCUAAUUGGAAACGUAUAAUCCUGUGUGGCUUUAUAACUAUAAUUAUUGCUAUAGCCAUUCUAGCUGGGAUUCUAGCAGCAACUGGUAUUUUGAUGUCAGAAUCAGAAUAUUCACAAGGGACAGAACAGCCGGAGGAUGGUCCCCUACCAAGUAGAGCUUCCGGAUCCUCUGAUGCUUCUGACGAAUACUCUUUUCCACCACCUCCUCAAAACUCCCCACAUUCAGGUUCGAUUCCGCCAUCCCUCCUAAACUCUCCUCAGUCAAAUAAAACCUUGAGCUCUACAACAACAACGACUACCCAAGAAGCCAGAACGUUUGUUACGCCAUCUACCGGUGUUCGUCAAACAAACGAAAGUGUGCCACCAACAAUUACUGUGUUUCUGAAUCAUUCAACUAUUCCUGUAAGAAUUGUGCCAAACGCAGUUAGGGGAGAGUUCACAAUUUUAGAUUUAGAUUUUGUUGACGCUUUGAAGGACAACACCUCUAGUGAAUUCGUUUCCUUGGCAACCGAACUCGAAUUAGAGCUAAAGAAAAUCUUCAGUAAAAAAGGGAGCGACCCGAACUCCGUCAAGGUUACGUCAUUCAGACCUGGCAGCGUCGUUGUUCGGUUUACGGCAACUUGGAACACAUCCCAAGCAGCAUUGUCAGCUCCAGUUACUAAAACAGUUAUACAGCGCUAUCUGGAGGUAAAAAACGAAAGCUUGGCAGGCCACCACAUCAACCUGUUUUCAAUAAAAACUGAAGAAAUAGCAAAUGAAUGCCAGUUUCAGAACGGUGGAUGUUCCUAUUACUGCUCCUGGAAUGACAUAAGCAUGGUUAAAACAUGUACAUGUCCUGAGGGAUACAGACUUCACGAAGAUCGAAGAACUUGUAUUAAUGACCCCAUUUCAACGACAAUGUCUCCAAGCUCUGUAAGGUCAAUUACAUAUGCUUCUCUGGAUGGAAUGGCUUUUCCAACUACAGCAGUGUCUUCCUUUAGUGGGGAAAAUGUAGGUACUUCAGUAAGAACAGAAGAAAUGACAAGUGGAAUUAAUAAUUCAACUUUUCUAGACAGUGAAAACACGUUUCUUAAAGACGUUUCACAGAAUUCUAGGCCAGCAUUUGAUACAACAAUAGCUAAUCCUGCAACGACUAGUAACCAAAGUACAACGACGGAACGCACAACGACACCGAAGUCAAAAAUCGGUGUUUCUGGAGAUGGAACUCUUGUUUAUUAUCCACGCGAAAAUGUGAAUAUUCUCCGUGGAAUCAAUGAUUCCAGUUUGAACUCUACACGUAUAUUUCCGACAGAGUCAAGUUCGGAGUCCGAUGGUACAGAACUAAGCAGUGGAAUCAAUGAUUCCAGUUUGAACUCUACACGUAUAUUUCCGACAGAGUCAAGUUCGGAGUCCGAUGGUACAGAACUAAGCAGUGGAAUCAAUGAUUCCAGUUUGAACUCUACACGUAUAUUUCCGACAGAGUCAAGUUCGGAGUCCGAUGGUACAGAACUAAGCACUACAGUAAGCUUCCCCAAUACAAUUGUUGAAGAGGAUCAAACUGUUCCUUCUGUUAGUAAUAAUAAAGACAUGAGUUGGAACAGCGAUAACGAGUACGAAUCGCCUUGGGAAGCUUUAGGAUUCUUCUUCCCACAUACAACCGGUGGUACAAAUGAGGGGGAAGACGUAGGUGGAGUUGAAAAUAAUAGUACCUCAACUGAAUUAUCUCAUUCAGAAGCUUCGCCGGCACUUGGUUUAGUCACAGAUUCAACAGUUGACCAUGAAAUCGAAACAAUCGAGAAUUUAUUUUCGUUGAAUUUCAACCAAACACAUUUUAAUCCCAUACAUUCGGAUGGAAUGAAACCAGAGAUAGAAACAAAUUUAACAGCUUCCGAAAACUUUACCAGUUCUUCAAAUAGGGAUGAUGAGCAGAUUUUAGAAGAUUCGACCAAAUCCUCAGAAACACAGAUUCCGGAAUAUUCUACCAAUGUUUCGGAGUUGUUAGAAAAUCCAGAGAAUCACUCUAGCGGUUUACCUGGAACGUCGGAGAGUCAAAUUCCAGAAGAGUCCACUACAUCAGAUAAAACCUCUGUUACCACUUCUCACGUAAUCCCUGGUUUAGAUAUAACGGCUUCCACCACAGCAGUUAAUACUUCUGAUGAACGACUAAGAGAUAAUACGGAAAACAUUAGUGUUCUUGAAUCAGUUAAUACAGAUGAAACUGACGAUUAUGAAGUAAGUAAACCUAUAACUAUUCAUUCAUCUAGCGAAAUGUCGACAAUUCAAACAGAUGCCAGCGCUUUAACCACUGCUUUUCCCAGCAAUGACAACACGUGGUCAAAGCCAAUGGAAACUGUAGUUUCUGAACACCAAACUGAAGACGGACUUGAAGUCACGAAAUUUAAAACGGUCACAAGCUUCGAUGAAAGGCAGGGAACAAUUCAAUCAAAUGAACCAGAAGAAACUACAAAUAUGGCUGAAGACUCUUCGACUAACAAUCAUGGCGUUUCCAGAACCGUCAUGUCGCUUACUGAUACUGAAAGUAACUCGUCCUCCUUAGCUGAUGGAACUACCGACAACAUGUUAACGGUAAGAAACUUACAGUUUAACAACCAAAUCUUUGUUACAAAGAAUGGAAGUUUAGAUGAAGCGGCUGAUGAAGAUGCAUUACAGAAUGACACCUCAACAAGUAUUUCAUUAACCACAGAAAACACAAAUAUUAUGUUGACCUCUUUAGGACUAUUGAAUGAAACUAAAGAUUUUGAUGAAAAUAUUACUAUGUCCACAAUAAUAGAAUCAAAAGUUGAGGAACCACUCCAGAAAGGUCAGAUCAAUGGGACGGACAAUGGAGUCGAGGAAACGACAGUGACUUCAACCUUUAAUAUCACCGAGACAUUCUUUAGAGACUUCGUUUCUGGAACAAAAACUACUCUCGAAGCAAACGUUACCAAGCCAGUUCUAGAAGAAAUAUAUGCUACUACCCUUUUCGAAGAAGAUGAUAAAAGCAAUCAGAAUGCGAAGACUGUGAAAGACUUCUCAUCUGAAGGCACUAAUAAUCCUAAAUACUCAGAUGUUGAACUUGACCAAAGAAACAACACAAAUGAAGAAGGUGUGCUUUCUGGUGAAUCAGCUAAUACCACUUCGCAAGACAUUUUCGGUAUCUUGAAUGACUUUUAUGAAGAUUCUGCGACACAGGUAACAUCUACAUCUAUAGAUAAUUCAACCAGAAUGGAGAGAAAAGAAGGAGGCAUGUCUUCUCAGAACGACACGAUAAUUAUUGGGAUGUCAAACUCUUCUGAGAAGGAUCGAACCUUGAAAACCUCUGAUAAUUCAAGCGUUACCAACCUAAUAGAUACAAAGUUCAUAAACCCAACUUUACCAUUUUUACUAGAAAAUGCCACUCUUGACCAGUUAGACGAAGAUAACAUUGUAUUUGCUAACAGCACGUCCAAAUUUCCGACUGCUGACCAGAGUGAUUUAUUUCAUUUCAAUGAAGGCAAAACAAAAGUCAAUUUCAACAAUGAAAACUUCACGAAAUCUUCUGACUUUGAUGAAACUUUCUUGAUUAACAAUGAAGACACGACGAACGAACCAGAUUUUAACACAAUGUCUACACUCGUCUGA
Limulus polyphemus (Atlantic horseshoe crab) is the source of this 4470-nucleotide messenger RNA. RefSeq names its product agglutinin-like protein 5. Lineage: Eukaryota; Metazoa; Arthropoda; Merostomata; Xiphosura; Limulidae. The annotation marks the transcript as partial. The record is from RefSeq and is a predicted model, not a curated record. The transcript has 9 exons.